AUACUCUUCAAGACAGUCUGGCCAGGUUGUUCAUGGCUGGUGCAAACGAGGUUUUUGGUAACCUAUUUACUGUCUCACGUUGUCUUUUUAGGGUCAAAGGGAGAGAGGUAGAGUUACUACCCGACCAAAAGGACUACGGCAUUUCCAGAUUGCGACGGGGCACGUGCCCACGUAGCUCUCUAGAACGUGUCCUGGGCUCCAAGCUUGUCACACGGGUCCGCGCUCGCGUCGCGGGGUUCGCAGAGAGACGAACGCUUGGACUCGGAUCUUCGGGGACCCUCUCGGCGCCGCGGUUUUGGGAGCUUCCCGUUGAACUACCGGGAGGGCAAGGAAAGUGUUCGUGGCAGCUGUCGCCAGGCCUCAACCGGAUCUCCAUCCUCCGAAGGUGUCUACGCUGUGCCCCGACCUCCAACCGGGACACCCCUAGCGCCCCGCAGAGGCAAUACCAAAGCCCUGUUCCAGCCUAGACUCAAAUUAGUGAAUGAGGAACCGGUCCCCCGACUCUCAGAACAAUUAAGCGCGGUGCAGAAUUCCACCAGGCACCUGGCCGCGCCCCUUGGAGGGGCGGGGUCCGGUGCCCAGAAGAUGGCGGCAGCGGCGGGGUCCCACGGUCACUCCCACUGGCGCCCUUGAUGGGCUCUCGCUGCCGCACCACCUACCUUGAUAGCCAGGAGCGAGGAGGCGGAGGAGCGGUGACAAGCAGUUGGCGGCGCCAAUCAGCACUGAGGAAUCCGGGCCGUACCCAAUGAGGGCCCGGACGGUGGAGACCGGGGUAGGUUGCAAGGGGGCCAGCGCGAGUGGCGGACGCGGAACGCGUGGGUACUCUUCUGCUGCUGGGCGGGAGCCGCCCGCCUCGCUGCUUUCCGCGCGCUCUGCACCGUGGCCCCUGGCGCCGGCUUGAGGGCGCCCUGGAGGCAGAGGGUCGACAGGGCUGGCCGGCCACCGGCCCGCGAGAUUGGCAGCCCAAGCCCAGAGCACCUCCAGCAGCGGUCGCGGGGCCACUCUACGGCUGUGUCAUGACUGACUCUUCCCCCAGAGGGAACUCUUUCUCAGCGGCGGCUGCAGAGAGAAGGGCCUGUUAGACCGUGAGACGAGUUCGGGGCCGCCAAACAGGGGGCUCGGAGGUCGCGUGCGCCCUCCCGGGCUCGUUGCUGUAGCCCCGUUAGGCAGGCCUCUCCCGCCUCGCGCGGCGGUAUGUUCCCGCGGAGGUCGCCGGCCGUCCUGGCGGCCUGGCUGGCUGGCGCGGCGGCGGCGGGGGCGCGGGGCGGGGGCCUGCUCGCCCUGUUGGCCAAUCAGUGCCGCUUCGUAACGGGCCUGCGCGUACGGCGCGCGCAGCAGAUCGCGCUGCUGUACGGCCGCCUGUACUCGGAGAGCUCGCGCCGCGUCCUCCUCGGCCGCCUGUGGCGCCGGCUUCGCGGCCGCCCUGGCCAUGUCUCGGCCGUGAUGGCGGCGCUCGCCGGCGUCUUCGUGUGGGACGAGGAGAGAAUCCAGGAGGAGGAGUUGCAGAGGUGAGC
This is a messenger RNA of Manis javanica (Malayan pangolin), 1514 nucleotides long. The record is from RefSeq and is a predicted model, not a curated record. NCBI's taxonomy places the organism in Eukaryota, Metazoa, Chordata, Mammalia, Pholidota, Manidae.